CAGUCUUGCCAUUAGACGGCCUCCAUCCACCAUCUUCUUCUCAACCCCGAACCCACAAGCCCCCAACCCAUGGCCGCCGCCGCCGCGGUCGCUGUCGCCACUGGCGCCGACUGGACCGUCGUCCGCCGGCGUGGCGGCCGCCGCAGGGGAGACGCCACGGUCACCACCUCCCACCUCGACGCCCCGCCGCCACUCCCGUUGACCCCGAUCCCCUGGGCGCCCUCCGACCCUUCCCUCGAUCCGGCCCGCGUCUCCCGCCUCCUCGACCGCGCCCGCGCCGCGAUCUCCCGUGUCGAGGCAUCCCGCCUCUAUCGCCGCCUCCUCCUCCCCGACUCCCCGCUCUGCUGCCGUCUCGCCUCGCUCGGCCCCGCCCGCCUCUCCCUCCUCGGCGUCGGCAGCUUCGAGUCCUCCCCGGCCGCGCGCCUCCAGCUCGCGCUCGCGGCCCUCCUCCGCCGCGACCUCCUCGCGGGCGCCUCCGCCACGGCCGACCUCUUCGACCCCGUCCUCUCCUCUGUUGAGUGCGCCGUCGCCGUCGCCCUCGGCUUCGCCGUCCCGAGCCUCGACGACGGGUGCGGCCGCCGCGUGGAGGAGCCCACCCUCUUGUACAUGCCCCACUGCGAGGCGUCGCUCUACGACGCGCUGCUCGCGGCCAACUGGGAGCCCCGCGCUCAGCUCCGCCGCGUCUGCGUGCUCGGCAACAGCUUCCGGCGGUACGCUCUGCAGGCGGAAGAGAACCGCUCGGGGCCCGCCGCCAAGGCCAAUCUUGUCCUCAAGGCAGGGCGGUUCGCGUGGGAGCAGCGGAUCGACGAGGCCGGGGAUGUGGACGACGAGGACUGGUUCGCCCGUGCGUUCAACGAGACGAGCUGGCAUUUCUUCGAGGUGGACGAGGACGUCGACCAGAGGACGGAGAUAAGUUCCCAAGCUUUGUCCUUUGAGAAAUUAUCACUGUAACCCAAUGUUUUACUUGCUUCGAGAUGCAUUUAGAGAUUCAGGGUUGGCAUCUUCACAAAAUUUGUUACUGCAAUUCUGUGAUUGUAUACUAUAGUAUUUGAUUAGAGAUGAAUUCACAAAUUCGGAGUUAGCAUCUGAGCAUAAUUUAUCACUGUAAUUCUAUGAUUGUAUUACUUGAUUGGAGAUAUAUUCAAAGAUUCAGAGUUGGCAUCUUAAUGAAA
Messenger RNA from Aegilops tauschii subsp. strangulata, 1172 nucleotides. Its product is annotated as protein SENSITIVITY TO RED LIGHT REDUCED 1. NCBI's taxonomy places the organism in Eukaryota, Viridiplantae, Streptophyta, Magnoliopsida, Poales, Poaceae. Gene Ontology annotation, cellular component: nucleus; cytoplasm. The record is from RefSeq and is a predicted model, not a curated record.